AUGGGUAAAUGUGUUGUUACAGUGUGUCCUAGUCGUAGUGAAACUAGUUCCAUCUUAAAUAAACCAAUUUCCUUUUUCCAUUUUCCUAAAAAUCCAGUAAGAAAAGCACAGUGGGUCAAAACCAUCAAUAGAGAUCCUCAAUGGAUACCUGCCACAGGCAGUCGCAUUUGCUCGUUACAUUUUGACGAAAAAUAUGUUAUUCUUAAUACAAGAGGUUAUCGGCAUUUAAGUCCUGACGCUAUUCCAACAAUAAAUUUAACAAAACAGAUGUUUCAUGACAAAUCAACUCAAACAACAGAGGUAAUUUCUCCUUCACCAUUUAUUGUAGUAGGAUCUUCUCUACCCACCACAUCCCAAUCUUUUGAUGAAAAAAAUUCAUUAUUUUCGCCUGGUAAAGAUGUAAUUUUUACAAUCGGUGACCUUGAUACUCCGAGGGAAAAAAAACUGAAAUUCGAAAUAAAACGUCUUAAUUUUAUAUGUGAAAAACGGCGAAAAAUUGUAAAGAAAACACAGGAAAAAAAUAGAAGACUAACGAAAAAAGUGGAUAACCUUACUUCUUUGUUAAACGAUUUAAAAAAUAAAAGUUUACUCGAUAGUGACAAAAAUAUUAUUAAGUUGUUUUGA
This is a messenger RNA of Brassicogethes aeneus, 624 nucleotides long. The record is from the annotation of a GenBank genome assembly. NCBI's taxonomy places the organism in Eukaryota, Metazoa, Arthropoda, Insecta, Coleoptera, Nitidulidae.